AUGUCGAAAUCGAGCACUACUUCGUUUCAUACAUUACCAGUGGAACUUUUUUAUCGAAUCCUCGAUCAUCAAAGUGAAUAUACGAUAGUCUUCUCAAUGCGAAAUAUCUGUCGACGAUUCAACAGAAUUAUCGACUCGUAUGAUCGAUAUCAGACACUCACAGAAAUACAAAUUAAACAUAACUCAAUCGGAGUUGAAGAAGCAAAAACUUUGGGUGAUGUUUUAAGCAAUACAACAAUCAAUAGACUUAACCUUCAAAGCAAUGCAAUUGGAUGUAGAGGAGCACGAUAUCUAGCUGAUGGACUGAAAAACAACACGACACUUACGACGCUGAACCUUGCAUACACACGAAUUGAAGAUCAAGGAGUACAGUAUCUAGCUGAUGGGCUAAAGGAUAACAAAACUCUCCGUGAAUUGAACCUCAAUGAGAAUAAAAUUGGAGACGAAGGAAUACAAUGUCUCGCCAAUGCGUUGAAGAACAAUACAUCGCUCACUAUACUGGGACUCGUAUAUAAUUAUAUUGGGUGUAAAGGAGCGCAGUAUCUAGCCGGUGCAUUAGAAGGCAAUCAAUCACUGACAAUAUUACAACUCGGAUGCAAUAAAAUCGGAUACGAAGGAGCACAAUAUAUAGCUAAUAUGUUGAAGGAAAAUACUACACUUACUGGACUUGAACUUGAGUCGAAUGAAAUCAAAGAUGAAGGAGCACGAUUCCUGGCUGAUGCAUUGAAAACCAAUACGACGCUUACAGCGCUUAAUCUGCGUGGAAAUAUAAUUACAGACAUAGGAACACAACAUUUAGCGGAUGUAUUGAAAAACAGCAUGACAAUCAUGAAGUUUAAUCUUGGUGCCAAUCGAAUUAAAGUUCGAGGGGCUCAGUAUUUGGCUGAUUUAUUAUCGAAGAAUACAACGCUUAUUGAACUCGAAAUCUGGGGAAAUGAAAUCGGCAAUGACGGUGUACAAUAUAUAGCUGAUACGUUAUCGAACAAUAGGACACUCACUCACCUAGAUCUGGGACGUAAUAGUAUUGGAGAACAAGGAUUACUAUCUCUGGCACCUGCACUACAGAGCAAUACAACUCUUAUCGAACUCAACUUACGACAAAAUUGUACUACAACCCAAGGUGAACAGUAUUUCAUGGACACAUUGGGGAACAAUAGGACGCUGAAGGCUUUGUGGCUGCAAUAUCACCUUUAUCGACCGAAUUUACACUGA
Messenger RNA from Adineta ricciae, 1212 nucleotides. NCBI's taxonomy places the organism in Eukaryota, Metazoa, Rotifera, Eurotatoria, Adinetida, Adinetidae. The record is from the annotation of a GenBank genome assembly.